AUUGGUUCUUCUCCUUUCCUCUUCCCCUUUUCCUUCAAAAUCCAGCAACAUAGACCAGACCCCCAUUUUGCGUGAAGAAAAAAAGCAGAAAAACAAUGAGCGAUCAUAUAGCGAGAGGCGAAGAUUUCGAGAAGAAAGCCGAGAAGAAGCUCAGCGGAUGGGGCCUCUUCGGCUCUAAAUACGAAGAUGCUGCUGAUUUAUUCGAUAAGGCGGCUAAUUCCUUCAAGCUCGCCAAAUCAUGGGAUCAGGCUGGAGCGGUGUAUGUUAAGUUAGCUAACUGUCACUUGAAGUUGGAUAGCAAACAUGAAGCUGCUAAUGCAUUUGCUGAUGCUGCUCAUUGCUACAAAAAGUCUAACAUAAAAGAGUCAAUAUCAUGCCUAGAGCAAUCUGUAAAUUUAUUUCUGGAUAUUGGAAGGCUUAAUAUGUCUGCGAGAUAUUACAAGGAAAUAGCUGAAUUGUACGAGCAAGAACAGAACUUGGAGCAGGCUAUUGUUUACUAUGAGAGAGCAGCUGAUCUCUUUCAAAGUGAAGAAGUAACGACAUCCGCAAAUCAGUGCAAGCAGAAAGUUGCACAAUUUGCUGCUCAAUUGGAACAAUAUCAAAAGGCUAUCGAGAUUUAUGAAGAGAUAGCACGACAGUCUCUCAAUAACAACUUGUUGAAGUAUGGAGUUAAAGGGCACCUUCUUAAUGCUGGUAUUUGCCAGCUCUGCAAGGGCGAUGUUGUUGCAAUAUCCAACGCAUUAGAGAAAUACCAGGAACUGGAUCCUACAUUUUCUGGGACACGCGAGUAUAAAUUACUAAGGGAUUUAGCUGCUGCAGUUGAUGAGGAAGAUAUUGCGAAGUUCACCGAUGCUGUCAAGGAAUUUGAUAGCAUGACCCAGCUGGAUGCUUGGAAGACAACGCUAUUAUUGAGAGUGAAGGAGGCCUUGAAAGCGAAAGAGCUAGAGGAGGAUGAUCUUACUUAAGCCCAAUAUUCUUAAUUUUGCGGCGUUCUUAAUAUAGUUUUUUUCACAACAAUUGUGCCUUGUUAUGCCUUUAUUACUAUGGGUUUCCGUGUGUACUAUAACUAGAUCUUGUACUUGGAGUGAAUAUGAUGAUGGCUUCCGUAACCAUGCUUUUGUAACUAAACUCAUUUACCACCCUCGUGUUUGCUUUGCCCUGUUAUUUCGUAUGCAUUUUAAAGAGAGCAAUAAUGCCAUGAUUCAUUGCAAACUCA
Sesamum indicum (sesame) is the source of this 1216-nucleotide messenger RNA. Its product is annotated as alpha-soluble NSF attachment protein. Gene Ontology annotation, biological process: SNARE complex disassembly; intracellular protein transport. NCBI's taxonomy places the organism in Eukaryota, Viridiplantae, Streptophyta, Magnoliopsida, Lamiales, Pedaliaceae. Gene Ontology annotation, cellular component: SNARE complex; vacuolar membrane. Gene Ontology annotation, molecular function: syntaxin binding; soluble NSF attachment protein activity. The record is from RefSeq and is a predicted model, not a curated record.